UCGAUUAUAACAAAAGUUAUGGACAAAAAACGGCUAUACUCAAACGGCCAAUUCUCAAACGGGCUUUUCCAGUUUUUCGGAAAAUUUUUAAUUUUUUAUUUAAUUCAAAUCCAAUCUUCUUUGUUAAUAAUUAAACUUUUAGAUCAAUAUCCCUGUUCUUCAAUCUCAUCAAAUAAAGCAAUUCCUUCAAAUAUGUCUGAACAACAUAAACUUUUAACCCCGACAGUCUCUUCUGCUUCAUCUUCUUCUAUUUCUGUUGUUCCUGCUACUCCGUCGCCAUCACCAUCUCAUAAAUCUGCUGAAGUGCGAAAAAAUGUUUCAACAGAAAGCUCUUCUAAACAAAAUAAAUUUCAACGAAAACGAAAAUUGCAAUCAUCUUCUAGUACUAGCCAAUCGCCAAUUCCGUUAACUGUCUCAUCGAAUCUCAACUCUAGUCUCCCAACUUCAAAGCAGACUUUGCCAUCUACUUCAGAAAAAGGAGAACAAAGGAAGGCACAUUUGAGUAUCCCAUCAAAAGCUGAACAACAAAAACUCGUUCCUUUGGAUCCAAAUAAUCGAAAGGUUGCACUCCAACUUCGGCAAACAAGACUGAAAAGAAUUCAUGCAGAAUAUGUCAAAAUUUGUGUGAAUGAUCCAAAAAUGGCUAUUGAGAGUGCACAGCAUGAAGAAAAAUUGGUUAUUGACCUUUGUGUCAACAAAAUGGCUUAUACAUCAGCCAUACCCAAUGUAAUUGAUCGAUUGCGAGAUUUCAUUUUAGAUAGUGCGGACCCAAAAAGAAACCAAGGUCAUCGUUAUAAUUCAGCUUAUGGACUGCAGCUUGUUGCUCAAAAUUUUUACAACGGAUUGGAAGUAUAUAUACUUUCUGAUGAUCAGCUAUGGGAAAACGGCUAUCCAAGAUGGACUACAUUAACCCAGGAAAUUGAUGACGAUUUUGAUUCAUCUGAUGAAAGGCCUAGAAAUAUUGUUGAAAUCCGACAAUCUGAAUUGGAUUCAUCUAAGGGUCACAGCAAGUUGUUCAUAUCUGAUGAUGAUUUAAAACGUGUUUGCUCUCGCUGUGGAAUUGAAUACCAAUUAACGCCAAAUGGGGCUUAUGUUUCCUCUGAGGAAUGUAUUUAUCAUUGGGGACGAGCUUUGAAGGAAAAGAGUGUUGUUGAAGCUCGUUAUACUUGUUGCCAAUCUACUUUAGGUGUUCGUGGAUGCAUUGUUGCUGGAAUGCAUGUAACACAAACUUUGAGACUUAGUACUUUGGAACAAUAUGUGAGUACACCAAAACCCUGUGGAGUAGAAGAUCCUAGAUCUACAAAAGUUUAUGCAAUGGAUUGUGAAAUGGUCUAUUCAAAUUGGGGUCCAGAAGUCGCUCGUGUUUCCGUUGUUGGUCGUCUUGAAGAAUUAGUUAUGGAUGUAUUUAUUCGGCCAGAAAAUACUUUAAUUGACUGCAAUACUAGAUUUAGUGGAUUAGAUGGAUAUCAAAUUCUCACAGCAGAGUGCACUCUGGAUAAAGCACGCGAACGCUUAUUUGAAUUGAUCAACUCUGAAACAAUUUUAAUAGGGCAUUCACUUGAAAGAGUUUUGCGUGCAUUACGCCUUGUACAUACUCGUGUUGUGGAUACUAGCGUUGUUUUUCCUCAUCCAAAUGGCCUUCCGCAAAAGAGAGCACUUAAAACAUUAGCUUCUGAAAUUCUUCAAAUAAUCAUUCAAGAGGAAGAAGGUGGUCACGACAGUAAAGAAGAUGCAUUGACCUGCAUGAGAAUUAUGUUGAGGAAAGUACGUGCUGUAGAAGGCUGA
Meloidogyne enterolobii is the source of this 1785-nucleotide messenger RNA. The record is from the annotation of a GenBank genome assembly. Lineage: Eukaryota; Metazoa; Nematoda; Chromadorea; Rhabditida; Meloidogynidae.